Solanum pennellii is the source of this 1369-nucleotide messenger RNA. Its product is annotated as protein TRANSPARENT TESTA GLABRA 1-like. Bases 203 to 1231 code for a protein of 342 amino acids. Lineage: Eukaryota; Viridiplantae; Streptophyta; Magnoliopsida; Solanales; Solanaceae. The transcript has a single exon. Gene Ontology annotation, cellular component: nucleus. Gene Ontology annotation, molecular function: protein binding. The record is from RefSeq and is a predicted model, not a curated record.
UCUUUCCUUUUUCUAUUUUGUUACUUUGUAGACUUUGUCUUCUCUCCCAAAUCUCAUCUACCGGUCAAUCCUGCCCACCGCUUACUUGGUCUUCUCUCCCAGCGAACGGCCGGUCAACACUGUGUUUUUUUAAUUCCAAUUGUGUCAUCUAAAGCGCAAACAUACAUAACUUCAACUUCAUUUCAAUUGAUCUCUAAUAAAAAUGGAGAAUUCAAGUCAAGAAUCGCAUCUCCGAUCUGAAAAUUCCGUUACAUAUGACUCCUCUUACCCGAUCUACGCUAUGGCUUUUUCAUCCUUCACUUCUUCCCUCACAAACCGCCGCCGUCGACUUGCCGUCGGAAGCUUUAUCGAAGAGUUCAACAAUCGUGUUGAUAUUCUCUCUUUCGAUGAAGAUACCCUAACCCUUAAGCCCGUUCCAAAUCUCUCUUUCGAACACCCUUAUCCACCUACAAAGCUCAUGUUUCAUCCUAAUCCUUCUGCUUCACUAAAGACUAAUGAUAUUCUAGCCUCUUCCGGCGACUACCUCCGUCUCUGGGAUGUUACUGAUACUUGUAUUGAACCACUUUUCACUCUCAGUAACAAUAAAACCAGUGAAUACUGUGCUCCUUUGACGUCUUUUGAUUGGAAUGAAGUGGAGCCGAGAAGAAUUGGUACUUCUAGUAUAGACACUACUUGUACCAUCUGGGAUGUUGAAAAAGGAGUUGUGGAAACUCAAUUGAUAGCACAUGACAAAGAGGUUUACGAUAUAGCUUGGGGUGAAGCUGGGGUUUUUGCGUCUGUUUCUGCUGAUGGAUCCGUUAGGAUUUUUGAUUUGAGAGAUAAGGAACAUUCGACGAUUAUUUAUGAGAGCCCGAAACCGGAUACACCAUUGUUGAGGUUGGCUUGGAACAAACAGGAUUUGAGAUACAUGGCUACCAUAUUGAUGGAUAGCAACAAGAUUGUGAUCUUAGAUAUUAGGUCUCCAGCAAUGCCGGUGGCUGAACUGGAAAGGCAUCAGGCGAGUGUGAAUGCUAUUGCUUGGGCUCCGCAGAGCUGUAGACAUAUUUGUUCUGGUGGGGAUGACGGACAGGCGCUCAUUUGGGAGUUGCCAACUGUUGCAGGGCCUAAUGGGAUUGAUCCCAUGUCAGUGUACUCCGCUGGAGCUGAGAUUAAUCAAAUUCAGUGGUCUGCUGCACAGCGUGAUUGGAUUGCCAUUACGUUUUCUAACAAAUUGCAGCUGCUUAAAGUAUAAAUCGAUGGAAUAAUUGAAGUUUUACUUGUGGAUUAAUGGAGGAGUUCAUUCCUGUCUUUCUUUGUUAGAGAUUGAAAAAUAUUUUGCCUUGUAUUUCUUUAAUAGUAAAUUACUUGAAUAAAAACAUCAUUAUCUUUA